Messenger RNA from Striga asiatica, 1360 nucleotides. NCBI's taxonomy places the organism in Eukaryota, Viridiplantae, Streptophyta, Magnoliopsida, Lamiales, Orobanchaceae. The record is from the annotation of a GenBank genome assembly.
AUGGGAGAUCCUUUUCUCAUGCAGCAAUGGCCUCAUGUAGACUCCAUUGGCAACCUUAGCUCCAUCUCCACAAAUUCAACAUUCUCCGAAAAUUAUAAUAUAGACAAUAAUCAAUCUUAUUAUAAUUAUAAUAAUAAUAAUAAUAACACGAUGAGCUCCCAUCAACCGGUGCUCGACUUUAAUAACAUUAGACCGUCAAAACAGCUCAAAAUUGUGAAAGAUGACGGUUUUUCAUACUCUCCCCCUUCAGAUAGUGUUAAUUUGGUCAACUCAGGGCUUCUGGAGCCGAAAGAGGAAAUUUGGUAUAAUUCUUCAGGUGGGGCCCUCAAUUUCUCUUCUCCCGAGUCCAUUAUCUCGACUGGGAGCCAAAAUCACGUGGUGAAGAGAGGGAGCACGGGAGCUAACGGUAGCCGGCUUCCACAGGAUCAUAUUAUGGCUGAGAGGAAAAGGAGGGAAAAACUUAGCCAGAGAUUUAUUACACUGGCCACUCUUGUUCCUGGGUUGAAAAAGAUGGACAAAGCCUCUGUUCUUGGUGAUGCAAUCAACCACAUAAAACAACUCCAAGAAAAAGUGAAGGCCCUUGAGGAGCAAACCAGAAAGAAGAGUACAAUAGAGUCUAUGGUUUUGGUGAGAAAAUACGAAGUCACGUGCGCGGCCCACAGUAGCAGCGAGAACUCUACCACGGACGAGCAGAGCAUCUCGAGUGGGCCCACGAGUACAGAAUCUUUCCCAGAGAUCGAGGCUCGGUUUUGCGACCGAGAUGUCCUCAUCAGCAUUCACUGUGAGAAGAGAAAAGGAGUUCUUGAAAAAACAGUGGCUGAGAUUGAAAAACUCCAUUUAUCAGUUGUUAACAGCAGUAUCAUGAGCUUUGGAGAUUCAGCUCUCAAUAUCACAGUUGUUGCACAGAAGGAUGACGAGUCGGAUAUGUCGAUGAAGGACUUAGUGAAGAAUUUACGAGACGCGCUCAAGAUAUUCGUGUGAAAAAUCGAAGUUGUUGAAUCAAUUGAAGGGGAAUGAAUUGAAGCUUUAAUGUUUGACUUGUGUUUUGCUAUGGGAAUCAUUUUUUGGAGAAGGGUUUUUUUUCGACAUUUUUUGGCAUGGUCUGAAAUAAGUUUUUUGGCCAUGUUUAAGAUUUUUUAUCCUUCUGUUGUAAAGUGACUUACCUCAUAGCUCUGUUAGGUUUUUUUCAUUGGGUGGAUUAGACAUGGAAAUUUGGAGAAGAAAUAUGUGGUGUUUAAUUUGGAGGUAUUUCAGACUGUUUUGCUGAAGCUUCUUUUCUUUGUCAAUUGUCAUAGAUGUCAUCUGCUGUUAUUUGUAAUUUGUGUGUUUGUUAUUUAUUAUUUUCUUUUCGAGUUUUCAA